Molecule: messenger RNA, 1417 nt
Organism: Aedes albopictus (Asian tiger mosquito)
Lineage: Eukaryota; Metazoa; Arthropoda; Insecta; Diptera; Culicidae
Exons: 2
Coding region: 282-1334 (350 amino acids)
Molecular function (GO): carbohydrate binding
Source: RefSeq, a predicted model, not a curated record
UGGAACAUGACAUUGUAAACCGGUUCCACACCGGACAUUCGGGAUCAUUCUCGUUAGCUUCAGAAGCUACCAAAUAGAACAUUAUGAUCGCAUGCGACGUUGCAUGUGCCACAGGGCCAGCCCACUACUGGUUGGCUAGUUUACGAUUUUAACCUCUUAAUCUUUCCGAGGCAAAUCCACAUGCAUUGAUAACGAACUCAAUAAAGUCUUUAUAUAAACGAAAACUCGACACUUGUACGAACAUUUAUUAACAAUUAACCGAAGAGUCAGAAGUGAUUGGUAUGUUCAACGAGUUCAAAAUGAACUUCAAACAAAUUCUGCUAGUGAGUUGUCUUUUGGCUGUGGUUUCGGCUCGUUGCAAUCAUUGCGAGAGAUAUAGUAGUAAAAGCAGUUAUCGACAGAGACACGUUCAUCAUUGGCACCAUCACGAUCCUUUCGUUCACUUCGAAGUUCAGGAGCCGAAAGGUUUAACGGUGUCCAUAGUGCGACGAUCUCCCAAUACCACAUUAUUCGGAAUAGAGUUGUAUGUCAACCGUAGUCCUAAGCAAUCAAACGAAAAUCACUGCGAUGUUUGCCAAAAUACCACGUCAAUCACAUUCGGAAAGUUCAUCAUUAAUGAUGAGGAGGUACUGAUCAAGAAGGGAGAUGUACUGUAUUACCAUGUGCUACUAGGGAUUAGCACCAACGUUACUCGUCUACAUCUACAAAAAAUGACGGUUACUGCCUCAACCAUCAAUCGAUGCAACUGUAAAGCAAAAUCAAUUCCUCAAGUUCAACCCAAAACUAAUCCUGGUUCGUCUGAUCGUCGUCCAGCAGUUGGAGUAAGACCAACAGCUGCAGAUUCGCAGACUUCGAAAUAUCCUUUCAUUGUAGCCGAUGAUCAGCUGAAUGAAGUAAGCUCUGAGGAACAGUCUCCAUUCGGGUGCGAUGUAGACCCAGUCACUCACCAGUGCCGCAUUGAGACGAAAAACGAUAAACAUCACACUAGUCACGAUCUUGAACGAGAGGUGGAAAUCCUGGAAGCAAUCGUUGAGCAAAUGAGAAAGAUAAUUUGUGCAUCACGUAACACCACUAACAUGAUUCGUUUGGAAAGUGCAAGUUUGUCAACCAAAAAUAUGGACCAGCAGAAGAGUGUUAUUCGAUCAGCGUUUUCGGUCAACCCGGAAAUGAAGGAUAUGAUUAGCCACAUAAGGCGUGUCCUGCCGGAUGGACGAUCUUCAAACGCGGUUCAUUUAGAUAUGUACAGUUAUGUAGACAAACAAAAAGUAUUGUAUCAUGCGCGGAUGAACAACCUCAACCACAUAAGUGAUUAUGAUUCGCGGCAGCUUGAGUAAUCGAUUGGUAGGAUUCGAGCUCAACCAUAGGAUCAUAUUGCUGACAAUAUGGGUCGUGAAACAAUAAAAUAAAUCACAUUUAA